This is a messenger RNA of Pestalotiopsis fici W106-1, 912 nucleotides long. RefSeq lists its product as uncharacterized. The record is from RefSeq and is a predicted model, not a curated record. The coding region runs from base 1 to 912 and encodes 303 amino acids. NCBI's taxonomy places the organism in Eukaryota, Fungi, Ascomycota, Sordariomycetes, Amphisphaeriales, Sporocadaceae. The transcript is spliced from 5 exons.
AUGCGGGUUGUGUUGUUGUGGUUGGCAAGUUGCAUUGCUACUGUAGCUGCCACAGUAGAUCCGGUUUCACUCGCCCUGGCGACAUAUCCAGAAUGUGCCAUCACCUGUUUGGCCAAGUUGGUACCCGUGUCGGCUUGUGAACUCACAGAUGUGGACUGUCUCUGCCACGACGCACCACUCAAUAGCAAACUUACAGUGUGCGUGACUGCAAAUUGCUCGACCGUUGAUGCUCUAGCUACCAAGAACGGUUCAGCAACAUUGUGCCAGGAGCCCGUGAGAGACAACAGUCUCAACCAAGGUCUGGUGGGAAUCAUUGGUUGCAGUCUCACCUUUAUUAUCUUUCUCAUACGCAUUGCCUCCAACAUGUCCUAUGGCGGCGGUGGCCUUGGAUGGGAUUCUUUCCUCAUCACUGUCACUAUGAUUUGCACAAUUGUUGCCAGCGCACUGGCACCUGUUGCGGCAUCCCAUGGAGUUGGGAGAGACAUUUGGACAUUAUCAGUCGCUGAUAUCGAGGCCGCUCUAUUCUAUUAUUUGAUUGCAGAACUCUUCUACUUUGCCGCCGUCGGCCUAGUAAAAGCCUCGAUCCUCGUCUUCAUGCUCCGCAUCUUUCCCCAGGAGCGCUUCCGCAUAGCCGUCUUCAUCGUCGUCGGCCUCGUCGUCGCCUACACCCUUGCCUUUCUCCUGGCCACCACGUUCCAGUGCCAGCCCGUCAGCUACUUUUGGCUGCAGCUCGACGAUAAUGUCGAGGGCCGGUGCAAUAACAUUAACGCCCAGGCGUGGAUCAGCGCCGCGCUCAACAUGGUUCUGGACCUCAUUGUCCUGGGGCUCCCGCUCAAGUCGCUCUGGGGGCUGCAGCUAUCGGUGGCGAGGAAGCUGACUGUCAUGGCCAUGUUUUCCUUGGGGAUAUUGUAA